AUGAAGCUGAAAAUCAAGACUUUGAAUAACUUGGAGGCGGAGGUUGACGUGGAGGCGGAUAUCACCGUGGCGGAUUUGAUGAAGGCUGUGGAGGCUGCUCUGCCAGCGCUGCCGUCGGACCGUCAGAAGCUGAUUCACUCAGGGAAGGUUUUGAAACGAGAGUUACGGCUCUCUGAUUACUCUGACAUAAAGGAUGGAGACAAAGUCAUCGUUAUAACGUCCAAGCAGCCACCCACUGUUUCCACCGCGCCAGUUGUUGAGCAACCUGUUUCACCUCCCGAAGUCCAACCUUCUGCGACGGCUGUGUCAACGGAGCCUUUGGCUUCCGCGUCUUCGAGAUUCGUUACUGGAUCUGAGCUUGAAAUGAACAUUUCCCGUAUUUGCGAAAUGGGUUUCCCGCGCGCCGAGGUGGAACAGGCUAUGGCGGCUGCUUUUAACAAUCCCGAGCGCGCCGUUGAAUUCCUUUCUACAGGCAACAUCCCAUCUCCUGGUGAUUUUUUGCUAAAUCCUGGUGUGGAUGAUCACCAGCCAUCAAAUAAUGCGAUGCAUGCGGCCAGUCAGGAUGUGUCCUUACAAUCGAUCCAAUCGCAUCCAGCCUUCCAGCAAAUAAGACAGGCCCUUAACUCCGACCCUCAAAUGCUGCAGCAACUGCUCGAAAACAUCGGUAGUACAAAUCCGGAGCUGCUUCAGAACAUAGUGGAGCACCAGGACGAGUUUAUGAAUAUGCUCAACAGCGCAGGUGGCGCUGACCCCCUUUUAUCCGGCGAUGACGGCCCUGCCGUUGUCCAACUGACAGAGGAGGAUGUGGCCAUCGUGGAGCGACUGGAGGGCUUGGGAUUUCCCCGCCCCGCAGUAAUUGAAGCGUUCCUGGCCUGUGACAAGAACGAGGAGAUGGCGGCAAACUAUUUGCUGGAGAACGCGAACGACUUCGCGUCGGAGGAGUGA
This is a messenger RNA of Babesia bigemina, 945 nucleotides long. RefSeq names its product DNA repair protein Rad23, putatitve, putative. Bases 1 to 945 code for a protein of 314 amino acids. The transcript has 6 exons. NCBI's taxonomy places the organism in Eukaryota, Apicomplexa, Aconoidasida, Piroplasmida, Babesiidae. The record is from RefSeq and is a predicted model, not a curated record. Gene Ontology annotation, biological process: proteasome-mediated ubiquitin-dependent protein catabolic process; nucleotide-excision repair. Gene Ontology annotation, cellular component: cytosol; nucleoplasm. Gene Ontology annotation, molecular function: damaged DNA binding; polyubiquitin modification-dependent protein binding; ubiquitin binding.